Messenger RNA from Benincasa hispida (wax gourd), 2138 nucleotides. Its product is annotated as AMP-dependent synthetase and ligase family protein. Gene Ontology annotation, molecular function: CoA-ligase activity. Gene Ontology annotation, biological process: ubiquinone biosynthetic process. The record is from RefSeq and is a predicted model, not a curated record. Gene Ontology annotation, cellular component: peroxisome. NCBI's taxonomy places the organism in Eukaryota, Viridiplantae, Streptophyta, Magnoliopsida, Cucurbitales, Cucurbitaceae.
CGCCUAUAAAACAACAGAGCAAGGACCUGAUUUCAGUUGCACCUUUCCGCUCGCUCAUCUUCCCUGAUUUCCCGUACUCCCAUGCCGCCAUUAAAGCCCUAGCCCAUCGUCGCUGCCGGCCUCUCUUACGCCGAUUUUCCAACCUCCGACGGCUUCAUUUUAACUGUGCGAUUCAAUGGCGUAAGUUGGGAACCGGAAGAUUUAUUUCUUCAGAAACGCCUCAGUUUUGUUUCAUCUCGAAGCGAACAGAGCAAGAAGAUCUGUGUGCUGAUUACGUUUACGAGAAAUGGCACCGCUAUUAAACGAUCACUUCAGUUAUCAAACGCCAGAAAAUGAGACUGUUAUCACUAAAAAAAUUCCUCGGUCUGAACAAACCAACAAAUAUCCUAAUUGGUAUUCACCAGAUACAGGAAUUUGCCGUAGUGUUCAUGCUUCUAGAGGAGUUCCCUCUGAUCCAUUUCUUGAUGUUGUCUCCUUCAUUUUCUCCUUCAAACACAAUGGAAAUUCAGCUAUCAUUGAUUCCUCAACUGGGAGUUCAAUAUCUUACAAAGAAAUGUUUCAUAUGGUCAAAUCCAUGGCUUCUGGACUCCAAAAAUUCGGUAUAUCACAAGGGGAUGUAGUUUUGCUUGUGUUACCAAAUUCCAUUUUCUAUCCCAUUAUUCUUUUAGGUGUUCUGUAUUUAGGAGCAGUUGUUACAACCAUGUUUCCUCAAAGCAGUUCUUCAGAAAUCAAGAAACGAAUCAAUGAUUGCAAUGUUCGAUUGGCUUUUACAAUAACUCAGAAAAUCAAGAAUUUUGAGUCAUUGGGAAUUCAGGCAAUUGGGGUACCAGAAAUUACCAAUUUCGACUUGAUGCAGCCUAUGGGAUUUUCUUAUUUUCAUGAGCUUAUUUCAAGUGGUUCUGAUUUGAAACAAAGACCAGUGAUUAGACAAGAAGAUACAGCUGCUCUAUUGUUUUCUUCAGGUACUACUGGAGUAAGCAAAGGGGUUAUGUUAACACAUAGAAAUUUUAUAUCUACGAUCGAGCUUUUUGUUCGGUUUGAAGCUUCACAGUACGAAUAUUUGCCUACAGAGAAUGUGUAUUUGGCUGCUAUACCAAUGUUUCAUAUAUAUGGUCUUUCCAUUUUUGUGAUGGGAUUACUGUCAUUGGGAUCUAGUGUUGUUAUAAUGAGCAAAUUUGAUGUGAAAGAGGUAGUCAAGGCUAUUGACAGAUUUAAAGUCACACAUUUUCCAGUUGUUCCACCUAUAAUGACAGCUAUGGCUAGAACUGCAGAGAAAAUUGGUGUGCAUAGAUUUAGAAGUUUGAAACAAGUUUCUUGUGGAGCUGCUUCUUUGAACAAGAAGACCAUUGAUGAUUUUGUUAAGGCUUUCCCUCAUGUUGACUUCAUUCAGGGAUAUGGCAUGACUGAGUCCACAGCUAUAGGAACUCGCGGCUUCAAUACCAAAAAUGCUAGAAAUUAUACGUCAGUUGGACUUUUAGCUCCAAACACAGAAGCUAAAGUAGUUGAUUGGGUUUCCGGAUCUUUCAUGCCUCCUGGUAAAACCGGCGAACUUUUGUUACGCGGACCCGGUUCAAUGAAAGGGUACUUGAAUAAUCCAGAGGCAACAAUGUCCACAAUAGAUAAAGAAAAUUGGCUACAUACUGGAGACAUUGUCUACUUUGACCGAGAUGGAUACUUGUAUGUUAUUGAUCGUUUGAAGGAGGUUAUAAAGUAUAAAGGCUUUCAGAUUGCUCCUACUGAUUUAGAAGCUGUGGUGAUGACACAUCCAGAAGUUCUCGAUACUGCGGUAACAGCGGCCAAAGAUGAAGAAUGUGGGGAAAUUCCAGUGGCAUUUGUGGUAAAGAAGCCAGGAAGCAAACUCUCACAGAAAGAUGUUAUUGAUUAUGUUGCUCAACAGGUUGCACCAUAUAAAAAAGUAAGAAAAGUGGUUUUUACAGAAUCAAUACCAAAAUCUGCUGCUGGCAAAGUACUUCGUAGAGAACUUGGGAAGCACUUGCCUUCUAAACUGUGAGGUCUCCCAUUGUGUUUAUCUUUCGUCUUUUCCUUAUAUUGGCUCUACCACCUAAAAAUUUGUAAUAACAGUAUUCUAUGACGAUUCCUUAUCGCAAUCCCUAUGGUUGAAAAGUUAAUUCUUUGAA